UGUUUGUUUUUUUAUUAUGUCCGAAACACUGUGUCCGAGCGGUUCGCAUUUAGUUUGCACGUGCGUCUUGAUUAAAGUGCAAGUUUAUUGUCAUUUGACUCAAACAGCUGAAGUGCCGUGUUGUGAUUAGUGAAUCAUUUGCUGUUUUUCUACCGCUUUUCUAUUAUUCUAUGGUAGAUCAGAUUGACAAAGUAUCAGUGUUAAACAAAUUUAUGAGUAGACUAAACUUUAUACCGUGUUUAGUGAUUCAUACAAAAUGAUUAUACGAGCCUUGCUAGCCUGUUUGGCUAGUGGUGUUUUAUAUGAAGCAACUGCGCAACCAGUCGAGUGUUUGAAAGAUUGCGACACCGGAUACUUCUGUGAGGAAGGAACAUACGUGUGUAAAAAAUGCAUCGACUGCGCGGAGCUGAAACGCGAAACACUGCCGGGGGCACCUUCGUGCAUACAGACUGUGGCCGAUUGUGGAUCUUGCCUCAAAGGGUUGCUGCCUGACUUAGGGACAGGCAUUGGUUGUGUCUCAUCAGACUCCCAACCCGACGAGGGAUUGUCGGCCUACGUGUGGGUUGCAGUGGGUGUGGCACUCGUGGUUUUAUUUAUAUUUGUGGGCAUUAUUGUGGUGUACGUCCUGCGAAACACCGAUACUUUCAAGAUCCUAGCAUGUGAGUAUACAACGCGGACAUCAGUGCAGUCUCCAUGCAACAGGAACGGCGCUCCAGCCACCGCCCCUGAGGCACCUCCGCCGCCUUACAAUGCUCUCUAUUCACCUGUCAGGCCCUCUUCACCACCUCCCGAUAAUACUCAUAAUGAGUCAUGGGGCUUUGUGAAGCGCGCGGGUAGCGUCCGUUUGGGCGCGGAGGGUCGCGAAUCUGCCGGAAGUCAGGCAGCUCGUGUCUACAACAAUCCAAGUUAUGUCAGAGGAGCACAUCUCAAUGACUUGCCCAGUUAUGAUGUAACGAGUGAUGAUGAAAGGGACCCAAUCCCUCACGAUGAGGAUACCAUGGAGAGCACUUGGACACCCACACCACAAGUUAACACGUCUAGCGGAAUAUCAAAUGGUGCGGGUGGAGAGUUGUCAAGUCUGUUGUCUGCCGCGAGACACAACAAUCUCGUGCGCACACCACACGCUGUCACCCAAUAUUGCGCUGCACAGGAUUCCAAUAACAACCGUAGCACAGGAGACGCCAUGGGUGGCGAGGGUCCCGCCAGCAGCGGACCUUCCUUCAUCAUCAACGUCGUUCAGAGCAUCAACGCGGUGCAGCAGCAGAACGACGUCAAGUUAUAGUUAUUUGAUUUAGACUUCCCGUGUCUCUAUUUUAAACCUCUGAUGAUAUUUUGCUCAAAAAAAAAUAAAAUCCCUCCUUUGCAAAUUGGUUAAAUUAAAAGGAUUUCGAAUAUUAAAUGUUUAUAAAUGUGACCGUUGGUCGUGUGGGUUCGUUUCACUGGGAUUAAAAAAAUCGGGUUGGAGGGAAGGCUGGUCCUGCCAGUACCAAAAAAAAUCGUAUCUACGAUUCUAUAUAAUAAAUUAAUCUUUAUCAGGGGUCUGAAAUAUAUUUGUCUAUUUUCGAAACGCUCAAAGAUUGUACUGACUGUAUCAAUUUUUAUGUGUAUUGUAAAAUAUGGCUUAAUACAAAGAUAUAGUUACAAUGCACAAAAUCCAAGGUCUUUGUUUAAAUGAUGCAUUUAUUUGAGAUUAUUCGCAUUUACUUCUCGAUUACUGCCAUGUUUAAUGUUUUGCAAGAAAAAAAUACAAAAAAAUAUUAUAAAUAAUUUAGUUUUAAAAUAGUAUAUACCCUAAUUUUACAGUUGCCAUUUUUAAAUUUUCGUUUUAUUCUCAGUGUCGCCAGUGUUAAAAACAUUUUUCACUUACGUAUAAAUAAGAAUUUGGGUGUAUACUAAUAACUUAUUUAGCAUGUGAUUUUAUUUGUUAUAAUUAUUGUUAAUUUCGCAUCGUUACUUAAGGUAAAUUAGGCUUAUGUUAAUGAAGAGUAGAAUAUAAAUAGCUAAGCUAGAACAAUUUCUAGAAAUGUUAUGUUUAAGCAAAAUUAGAUUUGAUUAAAUUUUAUAAGUCUGUUGAUUUUUAAAAUUGGUGAAUUAUUUUGGUAUUUUAGUCCCGUAGUUAGUUUGACAAAGUAUUUAACGCUAACUUAAAUAUUUAUGUCAAAAACCGUAGUCUUCCGCGAUUGUUAGUGUUCGAUACUUUGGACUAAAGAAGUGUCUACAAUUGUUACGAUUCCAUGUCAAUUGGUAGAACUUAUUUUGGUAGAUCCCGGGCUUUUUGCAUAAUAGAUAGUUCUAUUUUAGUUUUAUUGCUCAAGUCUGCGCUCAAAUGUACGUGAUUUUACCAUUUUAGGAUUGGUGAGAGUGGAUCUGAGAUAGAUCUCAUUAUAUAAUGUCUUCCUAAUUAAGAUUAACAGGUGCAAAGAUUAAAAGUCGUUCUUCCAUUUAAAAUUGUAUGAAUUUAAGCGCUAAGUACACUAUUACGUAAUUUGUUCAAUAUUUUUCAGGUAUUUUGUAAAUAAAAGCUUAUAUGUACGGACAAGCUAUAUUUAUGUAAAGUUCUCUACGUUAAGCUUUACAGAGAAUACUCUCAACUUAUUUGAAAGGUGCUAGAUUAUUAUUGUUGGGCAUAAUGCUCCAAGGUACUGCCAAGUCUUUAAAUAAAAUAAGCCUUCGAUUUUGAUGUUUUGUUCUGUUUACACUUGUGUUACUUAGUGUAAACAUGACAAAACUCGUAUAUUUUAUAGACAAACGAUAAUAAUGCAUAAUGGGGCAUCUUUUAAGUUCUGAUAUUCUAGAAAAUGACUUCUAAAGUGAGAAUUAAACUUUUUUGUUAAAAAAAAGACUUUGCUGUACCUAAGAGCAUUGUGUACAUCAAUAAGAAAUCAUCUCCCAAAUAAGUUCAUGGUAUUCUCUGUAAGGCUUAACGUCUUGUGGAACUUAACGAUACGAACACGAACGAUAAGAAUUUCUCAUUUUUAACUUAAGUAAUGAAAAUCAAUUGCCUUAACCCGAUGAACUGGCUGUGAUGCACUUAUUAUGAAGCAAUUUUAUUGUUAUUUUUUUAUGUAAAAAUUUUCCUUAUAGUGAAAUAAAAUUGACCAAUGCCUCUAGUCAGGUCAAAAUGUGUAAAAUUUAGGGAAUGUUUUUACUUAAUAAAGGAUUUUUUAUUGA
Messenger RNA from Pieris napi, 3171 nucleotides. RefSeq lists its product as uncharacterized. The transcript has 8 exons. The coding region runs from base 257 to 1282 and encodes 341 amino acids. The record is from RefSeq and is a predicted model, not a curated record. NCBI's taxonomy places the organism in Eukaryota, Metazoa, Arthropoda, Insecta, Lepidoptera, Pieridae.